Molecule: messenger RNA, 2015 nt
Organism: Cydia splendana
Lineage: Eukaryota; Metazoa; Arthropoda; Insecta; Lepidoptera; Tortricidae
Gene: Lim3
Product: LIM/homeobox protein Lhx3
Exons: 8
Coding region: 388-1587 (399 amino acids)
Biological process (GO): neuron differentiation; regulation of transcription by RNA polymerase II
Cellular component (GO): nucleus
Molecular function (GO): zinc ion binding; DNA-binding transcription factor activity, RNA polymerase II-specific; RNA polymerase II transcription regulatory region sequence-specific DNA binding
Source: RefSeq, a predicted model, not a curated record
UACCAGAUGAAUAGAAACGAAGUGCCCUCGCGAACGGGAUAACGUGCUGCAGUAAUAUUGUAGAUGGAUGUAAGCACCGGGGGUGUGUCGUACGACUCCGCCAAAUUAGUUCGGGGCGGGGGAGCUGCCCGCUACCCCGCCAGCCUAGGGGUUUAUCAGAUUCAGGGGGUAAAAAAUGACUUCUCAAUGGGAGGUAGCAGGGCGGUGACGAGUAGUCUGCGUCGGCGCCAAGCGAGCGUGGGCGGCGCUGCCACGUGGGGCUUUGUAGCGCGCCGGGACGCCCGCCGCCGAUGCCGCGCCGUUUUGAUGCAGUAUUAGAUCCAAAACAUUGUUUCUGCAACGGAAUGGCUUGUAGAGUGGAGCUGUGUUUACGGACAUAGUGCAUUCAUGGAAGGAUACGGUGACGUUGAGUGCGUGUCUCGUGCAGGGCAGAUGGACGCUUUAGAAACCAUGCACCCGCUGGAUCCGCCGCCUCCUGAUGUUCUGUUGGCACUGCUCGCGAGGAACAAGGCGCUAGAAGCCAGUAUCCCGAAGUGCGGCGGCUGCCACGAGAUGAUAGUGGACCGAUACGUGCUGAAAGUGUCAGACCGAACGUGGCAUGCGGGCUGCCUGCGCUGCGUCGAGUGCCGCGCCAUGCUCUCCGGCAAGUGCUUCGCGAGGAACAACCAGCUUUAUUGUACAGAUGACUUUUUCAAGCGGUUCGGCACAAAAUGCGCGGGCUGCGGGCAGGGCAUCCCCCCCACACAGGUGGUGAGGAGGGCGCAGUCGCACGUGUAUCACAUGCGCUGCUUCGCGUGCGCGGCGUGCGCGCGGACGCUGAACACGGGGGACGAGUUUUAUCUGAUGGAGGAUGGGAAGCUAGUCUGUAAGCCGGACUACGAAGCGGCUAGAGCCAAAGGCGGGGAAGGAUCAAUAGACGGUGACGCAGCAAGUAAGCGGCCACGAACGACGAUCACGGCGAAGCAACUAGAAACUCUGAAGAGCGCGUACAGCAGUAGUCCGAAACCUGCACGCCAUGUCAGAGAGCAGCUCGCGCAGGACACGGGACUGGACAUGCGCGUCGUGCAAGUGUGGUUUCAAAACAGACGAGCGAAAGAGAAGCGACUAAAGAAGGACGCGGGGCGCACGCGCUGGUCGCAGUACUUCAGGUCGAUGAAAGGCGGCGGCAGCGGGUCGCCGCGCCACGAGCGGCUGCUAGACAAAGACGAGCUGAAGAUAGACCUGGAUUCCUUUAGUCAUCAUGAUCUCAGUAACGAUAGCUAUAGUACGGUAGCGCUGGGUGGCGACGAGGGCUCGCCAGCGGGCGGCGGUGGCGCGGGCGCUACCGGCGGCGCGCGCUACGCCGCAACGCCGCCGUACCUGCGCGCGCAUUCACCACCCCCGCAUCCACACUACCACUACCCGCCAGACCACCUCGUUUACACUAAUAUUGGUCAAGCCAUGAGUGGCGCAGGAAUAGGCGCGGGCGGUGCGUCGGAUCUCAGCAGUUCGUCGUCUCCAGCCGCUGGUGCUUAUCCCGACUUCCCGCCUUCCCCCGACUCGUGGCUCGGAGAGCCUCACCACUAUUCACCCAGAGGCUUCCCCUAGCGACGGCCGCCGCCGGCGCACGCGCAGCCCGCGCCCCCGCCGCUCCCCGCGCCCUACCCCCCGCUCGCGCUCGCGCAGCCGCUCGAGCUCGUCGUCAAGCGGGAGAUGUGAUCUCCGACUGACCCGUGACGAUGAGACGAGAUGCCAAUAAGUUGAUAAGGAUCUAACUGGAAUUGGAUACUUUAAGCAAAAUGAACGUUUUUUAAACAUGAACACUAAAAAUCAUGCCAACUUAUACCACGGUUUACGAUUUUGAAGUAAAUUACGGAUACAGUUACCGUUACCACUUUGUGUCACACGGUUUUUGCAUGUUGUGGUGUUUUGUGGUGUGAUGGAUGUAUCCUCAAAUGUGAGCACAAAAUAAGCAUUUUGAAUCGCCUUACUAGUAGCAAGGUAUUCUGUAAAUAAAUUAUUAGAAUUCAAAUAUU